This is a messenger RNA of Amblyraja radiata (thorny skate), 5677 nucleotides long. Its product is annotated as BTB/POZ domain-containing protein KCTD5. Gene Ontology annotation, molecular function: cullin family protein binding. The record is from RefSeq and is a predicted model, not a curated record. Gene Ontology annotation, biological process: protein homooligomerization; proteasome-mediated ubiquitin-dependent protein catabolic process. Gene Ontology annotation, cellular component: Cul3-RING ubiquitin ligase complex; cytoplasm. The coding region runs from base 78 to 866 and encodes 262 amino acids. Lineage: Eukaryota; Metazoa; Chordata; Chondrichthyes; Rajiformes; Rajidae. The transcript is spliced from 7 exons.
GCGCUGCGUGCCGGGAGGUGUGGCUGUGGCAGGCGGGCGCGGGCAGGCAGGCUGGCGGUUGGUGAACGGUCGCCAGUAUGGCGGCGGGGAAUGGGUCACUCUCGGAUUUCGCCGAGAGCUUCAGUGAUUCGUUUUGUCCGAAAUGCUCCGGCAUGGAGUUGGCGGCCACUGCCAAGUGGGUUCGACUGAACGUCGGCGGCACUCGGUUCCUGAGCACCCGGCAGACCCUGUGCCGCGAUCCCAAGUCAUUCCUGUACCGACUGUGCCAAGCCGACCCGGACCUGGACUCAGACAAGGAUGAUACUGGUGCUUACUUAAUUGAUCGAGAUCCCACCUAUUUUGGCCCAAUCCUGAACUAUCUGCGACACGGGAAGCUGGUUAUUAAUAAAGAUUUAGCAGAGGAAGGUGUACUGGAGGAAGCAGAGUUUUACAACAUCACGUCACUAAUAAAGUUAGUGAAAGACAGUAUCAGAGAAAGAGACACCAAAACAUUACAGUUCCCAAUGAAACAUGUCUACCGAGUGCUACAGUGCCAAGAAGAGGAACUCACCCAGAUGGUAUCGACAAUGUCUGAUGGAUGGAAGUUUGAACAGCUGGUCAGUAUAGGUUCCCCCUAUGGCCUCGGGCGGGACCAUCAGUCAGAAUUUCUGUUGAUUGUGUCGCGGGAAGUGAAGGGGGAGGAGACCAGUUUCCACAACAGCAGCAGCGAGCUGGUCAGUAUGGGCUCUUCCUACAACUAUGGGAAUGAAGAUCAGGCUGAAUUUCUUUGUGUGGUCUCCAGAGAGUUGCAUAAUACUCCUUAUGGCACAGAUUCUGAACCCAGUGAAAAGGCCAAGAUUCUGCAAGAACGAGGAUCACGGAUGUGAAGUCAGUAUUGACUUUGGCCAUGGAAGGAGUUUUAAGUUAUUGUACUGUCAGAAGAAAUGCAAAUUCAAACAGAGACCAACCUAAGAGUUCUGUGACAUGAACAUUUCUUGCAACAUCCUUAAACAUCGAUUGUUUUUUCUCUGGCUAUCUUUCUCGCUAUCAUUUUCUCACUGCCUUUCUCGCUAUUGCAAUCUCACUCCCUAUUGUGUUCUUGUGCUUUCUCGCUAUCAAUUACCCACUUGCUUUCUUGUUAUGACCUCCUCACUCUUUGAUAUCUGACACUUUCUCACUAUUGCUCUGUUACUCUUUCUUGCUACCAUUUUCUCACUGCCUUUCUUGCUAUUGCUUUCUCACUGUCUUUCUCAUUGUAGUCUUCUCAGUCUUUCUUGUUAUCAAUACUUCACUUAGUUUCUCUUUCUCGCCAUUAGUGUCUUUCUCGCCAUUAAUUUCGCUUUCUUGCUAUUGGUUUCUUUUACCUUUUCUCUGUCACUUUUUCUCACAAUGAUUUUUACUUUUUCUUGCUAUAGCUAUCUCUCUACUUCACUAAGACUGCAUUUUUUAACUAACAGUGAACACUUCAAGGGUUUAGGAUUCUUUAUGCAUUAUAAAGACGGCCAUAUAUUGAAGCCUGUCUGUGCUAGCUGGGAGCAGCAGUGAUACCUUGGUAUCGGGAACUCAUCUGGCCAGAGGGUUGUUCUGAUGCUUCCUUUCCCUUCUGGGAUUAGACCAAUGAACUGUUUACAAAAGAAUUAGCUUGUUAUUUUACAAAAAACCUGGAGCCUGAACCAAGUGUAUAACUGAGAUACAGUUUACCAAUUACAGAGUGAAGACAGUGCCUCAUUCAACAGAUGCACUCCCACCCAGUGCCACUUUGAAUACACUAGUUUCUUUAUAAAUGGUUAUGUAGGUUUCAAGAAGAAGCAAAUUUAGCAGUUGGAUCAUCGUCUUUCAAUGUACCUUGUAAAUAGGCUGUAUUGGUUGGCUGGGGGCUCUGGAAGGGGCUAGGAGAUGGGCUUACAAAAUUUGAUGGAAUAAUUCAUCUCCCGUUGUCAACUAAAAGUGAUUUUAAAUUAAAGCUCAUUGUGUGGGGAAACAAAUGAAUGGAAAAUAUUUAAAUUCUGAUGGGAUAUUUUUAAUCUGGUUACCUGAUUUACUGCUUUUUAUUUCACUAGUUGCUGUUUUAAGUAGUUUGUAUGCUUUAGAAUUCCUUUGUAUAUAUUUUUAGGGUUCUUGUGUUGAUUAUUACCUAUAGGUUAAGCUGCUAAACUUUUCCAAUAUGUUUUAAACCUUUAUAUAAAAAUUGUCCAAACAAAUAUAAUCCUUGGACUUUGUGAAAUUUCACCAUUUCAGAGCCAUGUUUCAAUUAUGCUUGCGCACUUUUCUCAUUGUCAGAAACUAUAAUGCUAUUGUCCACGUUCAAUCAUGAUCUGAACAAACACAACACAGCCAAACAAUGUUGUUCCCAUCGGCUUAAGUUUGGGCUACAUUGGGAAUUCAUUUUAAGUCUGUAGACAAAGUGGCGUUCCUCCUUUCUCUUAAAGAUCUGGUUUAGCGCUCUCUCUUUCUUUACGGUAAUACAUAGGUACAGCAUGUGGGGGCAUUUACUAUCCAGGCUUCCUAUAUUGAAGUCGCUUCCUGAACAAUUCCUGAUCAGAAAAUUGGUCAUUUAGGUGAAAGUGCUGGUCAUUCCUGCAAUGAGAUUCUGCAGGAAGACAGAGUAGGUGGGGGAGGGAAGGAGUGAAAUGGUAGCUAGUUCACCACAAUCUGCACCUGCCAAGAACAAUUUUACAUAGAAUCACAAGAUGUUACCUCUUGUUCAUGAUGUUCCAAUCCCUGUUAUCCUUGUGUUUACACAGCCUUCAUCGCUUUAUACUGCUAUUUAAAUAGAUCCACACCAUUUUCCCUCAUAAGAAGAUGCUUGAGUUGGAAAUGAUCCAACAGGUCAGAUACUGUAUGUGGAAAGUUUACAUUUAGAUAAAGGACUAGUCAUUGAUGUGAAACAUUAAUUGUUUCUCUCUCGCCUGACCUCAAUAUUUCUAGAAUUUUCAAUUUAAUUCAGUAUUCUGGCAACUGCAGCUUGUUGAUGCCACACAGCACAAGGGACCCAGGUUUGAACCUGACCUCUGGUGCUGUUCCUGAAUGCACGUUCUCUCUGUGAAUGCAAGGAUUUCCUCCAAGUGCUCCAGUUUCCUCCUGCAUCCUAAAGUCACGCCUGCAGGUUAAUUGACAUCUGUAAAUUACCUCUUUAAGUGUGAGUUAAUGUUAAGAAGAAUUGAAUGGGAGUUGAUGGACAUGUGUAAGAGAGAAUAAGCAUUGGCGAAAGAGGGUGAAUGGGACUAAUGGAAUUGCUUCCCUGGAAUCUGACAUGAUAGGUGAAGGGCCUCUUUUUGUGUCAUCAUUUUGAAAUUAGUUCCAAUCAAAGUGAACUAUUUUUAGAUCAAAUUACUAUCUUGACGGUCUUGAUCAAGUGCCUAGCGAACCACCACUCAUUCCCUUUCAGUUGUGAAAAUCCUCAGCAAAAAUUUUUUCAGAGCAAUAGAGCACAAAUCUUGGGUAUCUAGACAGCUGCUGCCACCCUUCCAAAUUAACAUUGUGUUUGCUAAGUGAAGGGAAGGAGGUGAGGGAAGGGGCCUGAUGUUGUGGGUAUCAAAAUAAUUGCUGCUGUCAAGCUCAAUAACUUAAUCAUGAGCUUCAACAUACACACUAAAUGAACACCAAUUGCUGAUUGGAAUCCAGGCUUCCAGCUUGGUGCAGGUGUUUGCAAAAUCUGCAUUCCUUGGUUUUUAGCACACUCAACUCUUCAUGUUCUGAACCAAGUCCCACCUGUGCCUGUGUGGCCCAGUGGUGCAGCUGGUAGAGCUCACAGCGCUAAAGACCUGGUUCGAUCCUGACCUUGGGUGCUGUCUAUGUGGAAUUUGCAAAUUCUCCCUGGUUUCCUCCUGGUGCUCCCACAUCCCGAAGACGUGCAGGUUUGUAGGGAUGAAAUGUAGGAUAACGUAGAGUUAGUGUGAAUGGAUGGUCGAUGGUCACUGUGGACAUGGCAGGUCUAAAGGCCUAUUUUCAUGCUGUACCUUUCCAUCAAUAUUGAAAUAUAGAAUAUUACAGGUCAUAAAUCAAAUAAAAACAGAACAUUGUAGAAAUGCUCAGUGGUGGGAGAGAAAACUAAUGUCUAACAUGAAUAAACUUUUCUAAGAACUGGAAAACUACAGAAGAUGGCAGCGGUGAGAGGCAGCUACAUGGGGGGGGGGGGGGUGGAAGUGUCAUAAGCUGUGAAGGGUGAUGGCAGAUAGAGGAUUAAGAGAAUUCAAGGAGAAAGGUAGUACAGAAAUGAUGUCCUAGAUAUAAGAAUUAUUUGGAAUUGCUAUUGAAAAGUAUGUUGGAUACUAAGGAAAUAGAAACAGGUAAAGGUGUAAAUACUCAUAUAAAAUUGUUGAGCGCACUUCUCGUUCACAGGCUGUAAAGUGCUACAUUCAUUGGCCUUUACUCUCCAAAUGGAUUCUCCUGUGGAACAUGGCACUUAAAAGCCAACAAGCAAUGAUUUUAUGUGAAAUCUACUUCAAACCACAUGAGUACUAUACAUAGCUCUGACUGCUACACUUUGGGGAAAAAGGAUGUUGUUCAGGAAAAGGCCAAGCAUAGACUCGAGAAAAUAAUAAAAAUGGUAAAAAAGUUGGCAUUUUUGUUAGAGAAUUUAUUACAACCCAAAGGCAUUCAGCAGUAAAGGGGAAAAUAUAUAUAUAAAAUAGGGCUGAUUUGGAAAAGAGAGGGACAUCAGUUCAGAUUGUGAAAACUAUUGACAAAGUCGGUAGUUGAGACAGGAAAUGUCAACACAGCAAGAUUAUGUUGGGUGGGUAAAUGGAGAAAAUAGGGUUAAAGGGAACAUUGAGGUUGAAGGGGGGGAAACUGCUGGAGGAACUCGGAGGGUCAAGCAGCAUCUGUGGAGGCAAGUGAAUAGUCGACAGGUCAGGUCGUAACCUUGCAUCUUGCUGCAGGUUCACCACUGAAGUGCUAGACAUCCCUUUGCCUCUACAGAUGCUGCCUUACCAGCUGAGUUCGUCCAGCAAUUUGUUUUUUUGUUGCAGAUUCUGCACUCUAUUGUGCCUCCUGGUGUUGAAGAGAUAUGGGGACACGUUGUGAAUGGUAAAGACCGCGGUGUUGGGCCAAGUGUAGUUCCAUAGGUACUUAUAGUUAAUAAGUAAAAUAAUUGAAAUUUCGAUGGACGAGAAGAUAAAUUAGUGUGAGCCAGAGGAACAGCAGGAGGCCUCCAAUUGUAUCUAUAUGUGGAAGGGGGUAGUCAGACUAGAUUUCUGAUUCUGGUAAUUCUAUCAGGGUUGGCUGUACUUUAAAAUCUAUCAAAGAUGACCAACUACUGAGUAUCAGACACUGGUUAUCUCUGAAAACUGUUCCCACCGCAGUGUUAAAAGCACAGUAGGAGAGUAGAAAAUUGGUUAAUAAUUUGCUUUAUUUAUGAUUCCAUUUGUAGCGCUCGGUUCCUGUUCUUAAAAAAAACCCCAUGGCUGCAGACAAUGCAAUAUUAAUCUUUUAAGGGCUAUGUGCAUGUCCAAAGGGGUUCCUUUCUUGUGACAGUAACAAAAGUACAGUUUUCAAUCAUAUAAAUUUAUCAUGAAAUACAGAUGUUGUUCCCCGGGUGAAGGUUGCAUUCAACGGGAUUGUCAUAAACUAAACUGUUCAUUCAACUGAACAUUCUUCCAAAGGUGACUUCAUUUUCUUGUGCUAAAUUUGGAGAAGCUGGAAGUCUUUAUGUAAGUUUCUGGAUUUGGCUGAACAAAAUAAAAACACAUCCCUCGGU